This is a messenger RNA of Phymastichus coffea, 1615 nucleotides long. Its product is annotated as cell division cycle-associated protein 7-like. Gene Ontology annotation, biological process: regulation of DNA-templated transcription. Gene Ontology annotation, cellular component: nucleus. Bases 163 to 1080 code for a protein of 305 amino acids. The transcript is spliced from 3 exons. The record is from RefSeq and is a predicted model, not a curated record. Lineage: Eukaryota; Metazoa; Arthropoda; Insecta; Hymenoptera; Eulophidae.
AUCAACGACUUUUGGCGGGAUUCAGUUGCGGAGUUGUUAUUUGUUUUGUUGUGUUGGCCUUGCAGCUCGUGCCGAUUAUUCAAUUGUUGUUAAAUUCAUUUUUCAUAGCCACGUAGAAUUUAAUAAUUUUAGGAAUCAUUUUUUUAUGUUUGUUUGAUAACAAUGAGUGAUACUGAAGAUUAUGAAGCUCUUCGACAAAAGAAUAUUGCAGAGAGGAAUGCGUUUUUAAAAGACUUUUUCAAAGAAAUCAAAGAAGAUACUGCAGAAAUUCAUAAGUUAGAGAGUCUCAGGUUAAACAUAGUUGAAAAAGAAAAUAAAACUCCACGUUCACCAAAAACAACAACGAGAAGACGUAGAUCUCGUGUGAGUAGAUCACCUACUUUUCAAGGUCCUAAAAUACAACUGCAGAAAAAAUAUAACACUAGAAGUAAGAAACGGAAACUGGAAGGUGAAGGUAUAGAAGAAAAUGACGAUGAGUUAUAUGAUGAUAAAGAUAUAAUAGUUCCUAAAAAAAGUUCAAAUAUCAAAGUCAUGUUUUCAUGGGCUAGACCUUUACAGAGAGAUAUAGAUCUUAUGAAAUUUGAUGUGAGUGAAGAAGAGAACGAUAGCGAAGAGUCAGAUCAAGAGUUUUAUAUACCUCAGAAGAGGAGAUCAUAUAAAGUGUCUAGAAGUACAUAUGAUCCAAGUAGGAUCCCAUCGCCUGAUGAAAUUACACCUGCAAUGUUGAAAAAUAUUGCUGAUAGAGCUACUGGUAAAAUUUAUGAUACAGUAAAUGGUUCAUCUUGUCACCAAUGUCGACAAAAAACAAAAGAUACUAAAACAGUAUGUAGAUCUGGUGAAUGUAUAGGAGUAAGAGGACAAUUUUGUGGGCCAUGUUUAAGAGGAAGAUAUGGAGAGUCUGCAUAUGAGGCCCUUCAAGAUCCACAUUGGGUUUGUCCACCAUGCAGAGGAAUAUGCAAUUGCAGUUUUUGUAGAAUAAGAAAUGGUCAAAGACCUACAGGAAUAUUAGCACCUCUUGCAAAAGAAGAAGGAUAUAACUCAGUGAAAGAUUACUUAGAAGCUCAAGACUAUGAAGACUAGUGUUACAUUUUUAUGAAAUUUUUUAUAUUUUUAUACGAGAUGAUCUUAUGAAUGAUUAUUACAUUGUAUAGCUGUUAAGUAUAGCAAGAUUUAACCAAUCAAUUUGACAUAUAAAUAUCUAUAGUAUGAAAUGUAUUUAGCUUACAAUCAAAGUUGCCAUUUUUUAUUGUGAUAUAUUAAUAAGUCGCUACAUUGAUUUUAUUACAAAUUCGUUAAAAGUUUUGAUACUGCAUGUUUGUAAGCUAUAAAAGUUGGAGAUAUUUGAAAUCAUUUAAUUGUUAUAAGUCGAAAUAUAUAUUUUGGCUUUUAUCAAUUAUUUGUAUUUUGAAAUGUUCUGACCUGUAUAGUCGUUUUUUAUAUUAACAUUUCAAAUGAUAUUUUAUACAUGUGAAUCAGUAUACUUUACAAAACUUGAACUUACCACACUUAUUUUCUAUUAUUUUGUCAUCUAAAUAAAUUUUUGUGUGUGAAGGCAAAUUCUUAUUAGUUAUAAACACUUUUUAAAUCAGAUUAUAAUUGUAAAAAGAUAACGAAU